UUCGUUAUUUUUUAGAUGCAAAAAACUGAAAUUCAUCGGUCACCAAAUGAGCGAAAUGAAUUAGCAGAAAUUGGAGCUGAAAUAAUAAUUCAUUCAUUUGAUCGACCAUUAAGUGAAGAAAGUAGAAAAUGUGUUUCAGGAGGAACAAAUAAAAAAACAACAAGUCUUAAUUAUCCAUUACAUGAAAGAAAUAAUAUCAAAUGUUGUGCAUGGUGGCCAUCACAAGAGUAUCCAUAUGUAGUUGCUAUCGGGCAACCUAAUGAACGGAUUAUAUUUUGA
Messenger RNA from Rotaria sp. Silwood2, 279 nucleotides. NCBI's taxonomy places the organism in Eukaryota, Metazoa, Rotifera, Eurotatoria, Philodinida, Philodinidae. The record is from the annotation of a GenBank genome assembly.